AUGUCCAAUUCGCCAGUCACACAGACGCAUCACGUCUCUGAAUCGGACGUUGAUGUUCUCAACAGUCUGUCCAAUCCCAGUGCGAAAGUCGGCAGAAAAGCCAACCAAAUUGGCAGCAGACGACCUUCUAUGGAUCCUAUGAUAUUGGCAUUGGCAGCAGCGAAGCCACCGACCCACAACCACUACCAGCAUGACUGGUUCGGUAUGGACUGCACCGGUUCGAAACCAAAGCGGUUGCCUACGAAUUACCAAUCGCAGCAAAAGCCACGCAAAGAAAGGCUGAGUGAACUGAAGCACGAGAGAAAGAAUUCGCGGAGUUCAGUGCAGUCGGUGGAAAAGCAACAACUGCCAUUGGAAGUCACGUGUCAGGUCAGGACACGCAUCCCAACACCACACGGCGAGGUGUUCUGCCAUCUCUAUACCAACAACCACGAUAAGAAGGAACAUCUCGCAUUCAUCGUAGACCCCGAUCAGCUUAAGCGCGAGCACGUCUCAAGCAACGAUAUACGCUCGAGAUCCCUCGACGGCGUUCGAGCGGGUGAGAGCGAACUCGACCGGCUCACUAGAGGUGCUUACGUGGGCAAAAUCAAGAGAUCAGUCAAUCAAGUUAACACUGCGUCCACUAAUAAUUUAAACGCUAUGCCAUUCGCACUCAGACAAGAAAAUCAAGAUCGGUUACCUCCCCUAGUGCGUAUACAUAGCGAAUGCUACACUGGUGAAACUAUUGGUUCGCAGAGGUGUGAUUGCGGUGAGCAACUCGAUGAAGCACUCCGUCAAAUGUUUGUUGGGACUUCCAAAGACCACUUCAGCAAGGCACGAGGCGUGGUGGUAUAUAUGAGACAGGAGGGUCGUGGUAUCGGUUUAGCUGCUAAACUGCGUGCGUACAACCUGCAGGAUCUUGGUCAUGACACUGUCACUGCCAAUGAACUUCUUGGUUUUGGUGCAGAUGAAAGAACAUACGAAAUCUCUGCUUCAAUUUUGAGAGACUUGGGCCUCGGCGUUGGUUCAUCGGGUAUUAGACUAAUGACAAACAAUCCAGACAAAGUCAGUGCGUUGGAAACAGAAGGUAUCCCUGUGUAUGAUAGAGUUGAAAUGAUACCAAGAGCAUGGAAGUGUAGUCACAAUGAUGGUGUCUCAAUGGCAGACGUUAAGGCUAAACAUCUUUUCACAAAUCCAGAAAGAUUCAGUACAGGGGGUGAGCAGACUCCGAACAUAGCUUCUAAUCGUGGAGAAGAGGAGAAGGAUGUAUUUGCAAAGUCGCUUUCAAAUGCAGAGAAUGACAGUGGGGAUGAAUAUGCACAACACGUGCUUAGACGUUCAGGGGCGACACUUAUAGGAGCUGGUGCAGCACACGGCGACGAUCUCGAACGUUAUCUGAGAACUAAAGUGGAGCGAAUGGGACAUCUUCUCAAGAUCCCGCAACAAAAUAAAGACUAA
This is a messenger RNA of Wallemia ichthyophaga EXF-994, 1437 nucleotides long. Its product is annotated as putative GTP cyclohydrolase-2. Bases 1 to 1437 code for a protein of 478 amino acids. Gene Ontology annotation, molecular function: GTP cyclohydrolase II activity. Lineage: Eukaryota; Fungi; Basidiomycota; Wallemiomycetes; Wallemiales; Wallemiaceae. The record is from RefSeq and is a predicted model, not a curated record. The transcript is spliced from 2 exons. Gene Ontology annotation, biological process: riboflavin biosynthetic process.